AUGUGGUUGGUAGAGUGUUACAUAAAGGAAGUGCCAGCUCUACUCAAACAACCACGUCAGACAACACUCGCCGUUCUGACUUCAGCCACCGUCUCCUGUCCUGUCUCACUAAAAUGUAUUGCAGCUACCACUACCAUUUCACUCCCUGCUACAAUCAUCAUUUCAGACAUACCAACAAGCACUACACAUACCACAACUGCCUCAGAUACAACCACUACUCCAGCUACAAGUACGACCUCAGCAUUACAGGCAACUACUACUUCAGCUUCCACGACUUCCGUCCCUCAAAUAAGUACUACUUCAGCUACAGCAACGACCUCAACUCCUAUGACAACUACUCCUACAACUACAACUACAGGUACUACUUUAGGCACCACAACUCUAACCCCUGAGAUAACUACCACAUCAGUUGAAAGAACGACUUCUGCUGCUCAGACAAGUCCAACUUCAGCUACCACUAUCACAUCACAACCCGAAACAACUGCAAUUUCAGUCACCACAACCACUUCAGAACCUAAUACAUCCACUACUUCAGCUACCACAACCAUUUCAGAACCUGAAACAACAAGUACUGCUGCAGCUACCACAACCACUUCAGAACCUGAAACAACAACUGCUGUAGCUACCACAACCACUUCAGAACCUGAAACAACCACUGCUGCGGCUACCACAACCGCUUCAGAACCUGAAACAAUCACUGCUUCAAACCUGAAACGACUACUGCUUCAGUUACCACAACCACUUCAGAACCUGAAACAACCACUGCUGCGGCUACCACACCCACUUCAGAACCUGAAACAAUCACAACUGCAGCUACCACAACCACUUCAAUACUUCAAACCUGAAACAACCACUGCUGCAGCUACCACCACUUCAGAACCUCAAACAACCACUGAUUCAGCUAUCACAACCACUUCAAAACCUCAAUCAACCAUUAUUUCAGCUACCACAACCACUUCAGGACUUCAAUCAACCACCACUUCAGAGCCUCAAACAACAACAGCUACCACUACCAUUUCACUCCCUGCUACAAUCAUCAUUCCAGACAUACCAACAAGCACUACACAUACCACAACUGCCUCAGAUACAACCACUACUCCAGCUACAAGUACGACCUCAGCAUUACAGGCAACUACUACUUCAGCUUCCACGACUUCCGUCCCUCAAAUAAGUACUACUUCAGCUACAGCAACGACCUCAACUCCUAUGACAACUACUACAACUACAACUACAGGUACUACUUUAGGCACCACAACUCUAACCCCUGAGAUAACUACCACAUCAGUUGAAAGAACGACUUCUGCUGCUCAGACAAGUCCAACUUCAGCUACCACUAUCACAUCACAACCCGAAACAACUGCAAUUUCAGUCACCACAACCACUUCAGAACCUAAUACAUCCACUACUUUAGCCACCACAACCAUUUCAGAACCUGAAACAACCACUCCACCACAACCAUCUUCAGCUACCACAACCAAACCUGAAUCAACCACUGCUGCAGUUACUACCAUGACUUCAGAACUUGAAACAACCACUGCUUCAGCUACCACAACCACUUCAGAACCUGAAACAAUCACUAUUUCAGAACCUGAAACAACCACUGCAUCAGCUACCACAAUCACUUCAGAAACUGAAACAACUGCUGCAGCUACUAGAACCACUUCAGAACCUCAAACAACCACUGCAUCAGCUACCACAACCACUUCAGAAACUGAAAGAACUACUCACUUCAGAAUCUCAAACAACCACUACUUCAGGUACUAUCACGACUUCAGCUCCUCAGACAAGUACUACCUCUCCUUACACAACCACUUCAGAACUUCAAACAACAACAGUUGGGGAUUUGGCCAACCAUACAUUCCAAAGUCUGUGUCAUUAAAAAGCCUUUACCAUAGGUGUUAUGAAAAGGAAGUACCAGCUCUACUGUCGUCAGACAACAGUAGUUCUGACUUCAGCCACCGUCUCAUGUCUAAUCUCACAAAAAUGUAUUACAGCCACUUCACUCCCAGCUACAAUUAUCAUUUCAGUUACUUCAACAACGCCAGUCACACCAACCAACACUACACAUAUUACAACUACCCCAGCUACAAGCACCUCAGCCUUACAGGCAACUACUACUUCAGCUUCGACGACUUCCGUCCCUCAGAUUUCAACAACAUCCUCACCUCCUGUGACAAUUACUCCUACAGGUACUACUUUAGGAUCCACAACUGCAGCACCAGAGAUAACAACUACUUCACUUGCCACAAAGACUUCAGCUCCUCAGACAAGUACCACUUCAGUUACAACCACUUCGAUACCUCAAAACCUGAAACAACUACUACUUCAGCAACCGCAACAACUUCAGAACCAGAAACAAGCGCUACUUCAGCUACCACAACCCCUUCGGAACCUAAAACAACCAUUGCCUCAGCUACCACAACCACUUCAGAACCUCAAACAACCACUACUUUAGCUAGCACAACCACUUCGGAACCUGAAACAACUACUACUCCAGCUAGCACAACCACUUCAGAACCUGAAGCAACUACUACUUCAGGUAUUACAACCACUGAAACAACCACUGCUGCAAAACCUGAAGGAACUACUACUUCAGGUACCACAACCAUUUCAGAACCUGAAACAACAACUAUAUCAGGUACCACAACCACUUCAGAACCUCAAUCAACUACUACUUCAGAACCUGAAGCAAUUACUACUUCAGCUACCACAACCACUUCAGAACCUGGAACUACUACUUCAGCUACCACGACCACUUCAGAACCUGAACCUACCACUGCUGCAACUACCACAACAUCUUCAGAACCUGAAAUAACCACUGCUUCAAACCUGAAACAACUACUACUUCAGCUACUACCACGACUUCAGCUCCUCAGACAAGUUCUGCUGCAGCUACCACAACCACAACCUGAAACCACUACUACUUCAGCUACCACAAUCACUUCAGAACCUGAAGCAACUACUACUUCAGCAACCACAACCACUUUAGAACCUGAAAUAACUAUUUCCGCUACUACCACGACUUCAGCUCCUCAGACAACCACUGUUGCGGCUACCACAACCACUUCAGAACCUCAAACAACUACCACUUCAGUUACCACAACUACUUCAAAACCUGAAGUAACCACUGCUUCAGCUACCACAACCACUUCAAAACCUGAAACAAUCACUGCUUCAGCUACCACAACUACUUCAGAACCUGAAACAACUACUACCUUGGUCACCACAACCACUUCAGAACCUGAAAUAACUACUACUUUAGCUACCACAACCAUUUCAGAACCUGAAGCAACUACUACUUCAGCUACUACCACGACUUCAGCUCCUCAGACAAGUUCUGCUGCAGCUACCACAACCACGUCAGAACCUCAAUCAACUACUACUACAGCUACCACAAUCACUUCAGAACCUGAAACAACUACUGCCUCAGCUACGACUUCAGCCCCACCAACAAGCACUACUUCAGCUCCCACAUCCACUUCUCCAGGUGCCACAACGACUGCAGUCUCUCAAACAAGUACUCCAUUAUCGACACCAAUUACAGUUAUUGUCACAUCAGUAGCACCUACUUCAGCUACCAGAAUGACUUCAGUCUCACUAACAGGCCCUGAUUCAGCUACACUGCAACUACAAUUCCAGGAACAGGUUACUUCGGCCAAAACCACGCCAUCACUACCACAGGCAAGUACUACAUCGACCACCAAAAUCACCUCACCUCCCCAGACAGUUACUACGUCAUCCACAACUUUGACUCCUGUAUCAAAGACAAGUGCUACCACAACGACUUUAGCUCCUGAGACGAGUACUAUUUCAGAUGCCACGACGACUCCAGAACUUCAGACAAGUAGUACUGCAGCAACCACAACAACUACAUCAGGUAUCCCAACGACACUAUAA
This is a messenger RNA of Penaeus indicus, 3897 nucleotides long. Its product is annotated as mucin-5AC-like. The transcript has 20 exons. Lineage: Eukaryota; Metazoa; Arthropoda; Malacostraca; Decapoda; Penaeidae. Bases 1 to 3897 code for a protein of 1298 amino acids. The record is from RefSeq and is a predicted model, not a curated record.